Cladophialophora immunda is the source of this 2196-nucleotide messenger RNA. RefSeq lists its product as uncharacterized. The transcript has a single exon. Gene Ontology annotation, biological process: regulation of DNA-templated transcription; DNA-templated transcription. Gene Ontology annotation, molecular function: DNA-binding transcription factor activity, RNA polymerase II-specific; zinc ion binding; DNA binding. The coding region runs from base 13 to 2196 and encodes 727 amino acids. NCBI's taxonomy places the organism in Eukaryota, Fungi, Ascomycota, Eurotiomycetes, Chaetothyriales, Herpotrichiellaceae. The record is from RefSeq and is a predicted model, not a curated record.
GGAGAACAUGGUAUGCCUGCAACAGCCCGAUACAAAACCAGACGUGCAGCGAAAGCCUGUCUGUCUUGUCGGAAACGGAAAGUCAGAUGCGAUUAUGCAACAAAAGGGUCACCCUGCUCGAAUUGUGAUCAGGAUGGCUUCGAAUGCCUGGCUGUUGACAGGAAGAAGCGACAAAGGUCCGCUGUAGGACCUCUAUCUGAAGCAAACACUACUCUCCCAUCUUCGACUUCUGUUCAAACACAUCACGAUGCAAUCGGCACGUCUGCGACUGGUCUCUUGAGGCCUAGUGACGCUACUGUCGAUUCGUUGUCUGCAACUCCAGAGGGAAUUGAGCAAUGCUCAACUCGACGGACACCGUCCUUCUCCAGACACAGAUUAUUGCAUUCGGUCCCCCAUUACGCCUUUUUGAUGCGCCUUUCUCAGCCUCAACGUUCCGAUGCACGGCCUCUUGAGGACAUUGUGCUUCAAUUAGCAUCGGACAAAAACCAAGGAUCGUUUGCUCCCGUCUCAGGAUGCAGUGAGGAUGAACUCCACUAUCUCAAGAAUGUCGGUUGCUUCGAUAUUCCUCCGCCACAUGUCCUUUCGGCGCUGAUUGAUGCUUACUUCACUAUCUUCCACCCGUUCUUCCCUGUGGUCCAGAAAUCCGAGUUUUUACAAUCCAUUAAAUCCAUCGAAGUUUCAAUGACCACCAGUCCAAACGCUGCACAUCACGCAAGCCCGGCUCAAAAUGCAUCUAGUCCUGAGUCGGCACCUCGCAAUUCACACUUGAGUCUCCUGCUCCUCCAAGCUGUGCUUUUCAUAGCAAUUGGAGUUGUGCCCUCUGAGGUCAUCUCGGCCGCGGGAUUCACAUCCCGAAAACAAGCACGCCAUGCAUAUUACCUUAAGGCUCGCCGACUCUAUGACCUCGACUAUGAUGAAGACCCGAUUGCAACUAUUCAGGCCUUAUUGUUGAUCAGUCAAUACUAUCCUUCUAUCACUGAACGGAAGCACACGUGGCAUUGGAUCCACCAAGCUAUAAGCCUGGCUCAAGUUAGCGGACUGCACAGGGAUCCUGGCAAUGUCCCCCAUCGGGCUUUGUGGGCACGAAUUUGGUGGGCAUGUAUCGUACGGGACCGCUGCAAUGGCCUAGGGACCGGCCGUCCUCUCAUGAUCAACAGCCUGGACUGUACCACGUCAAUGCUGGUGCUCGACGAUGUCAGAGAGGAAGGGGAUUCCGAGCAAGAUCUUGAGAUCAAGGCCAUAUUCAUCGAAUUUGUUAAACUUUGCCAGAUCGUUGAAGGCAUUGUCACUCUGCGCUAUUCAAGCUCGGUGACCGAUGCGGCGCCUCCUGAUCAACUCCAGGUCUGCGAAGAUGCCCUAGAACGCUGGAUGCGCUCUCUGCCGCCUCAAGCCAAACGACAAGACCAUCUCCAAGCCGUCUCAGGGAAUAUAGGAGUCGCCACUAUGUAUCGCGCAAUUUUACAUGCAUGCUUGAAUACCAUUCGCAUUGCAUUGUAUCAGUCACUUACUCUGUGGAACGGAGCUGGGGACUGGACUACUACUUGUCAGCAAAAGGUUGAAUUUGCGGCCUUGGACAAUACUCAGCUGUUCACUCACCUCGUCAACCUUGACCUAGUGAGAUUCUGUCCCACAAUCGCUGUUACCUUCACCUUGGCGCCUCUCAUUGUGCAUGUCCUAGGGAUUAGAUCUUCACGAUCGGAAGAAAGACUCCAAGUUCAUAAGAAUCGAUUUGAGCUUUGUAUGAUCUUCUUGCGCCAGCUGCGUGAUAUUUAUUGGCACGCUAUUUUUUACUGCGAAUUUUUCGAGCUGGCCGCUUCAAUCAAGGACCAUCAGUUGAGAACGGAUAUGUCAGAAGCCCAUGAUCCUCUAGCUUCGUUUCUCACUCAGCGCAUCAGUGUCGGCGAUCUCAUGGUGCUUCGACAUUAUCAGAACCUCGGACGGGCUGGCGAAAGAGAUGACCUACCCCUGGCUCAGACAAUAUCACCAAUCUAUCCGAGAGAGUGGCCUUUAAAUGCCAGUGCAGGAAGUCAUGGUCAUGGUAAUCAACGAGAGACGCCAUCGAGUCUAAAUAUAUCGAACCAUUUAUCCGUGUCUGCGGAAUCUGACCAUGUCUAUGUGAACCACAUUGAACCUAUGAACAUGAAUGAAUGGCUAGCGGCGCAUUCGCGUACUGGUCAGUCCAUUCCAUUCGCCUGA